AGGAGGUUUGGUUAAACUCUGAUCAGUUUCCACCAACCUUCCCCAAAGGCUCAUGGGAGGCUUUUUGGUGGGCACUUAUCUCCAUGACAACAGUCGGGUAUGGGGAUCUGACACCAAGAGGAUAUACUGGCCGUUGUAUCAGCAUGGCAUGGAUACUUACUGGCUUGGUAAUGGUGUCUUUAUUCAACAGUAUUGUGACCUUCUCUUUAACUGCAUCUGUUAUUGACCAGAGUAUAAUGCUGUAUGGAACCAGGGUUGGUGCUCUGGCCAACAGUACAGAGUUCAGAGCUGGUAUUCUAAAAAAUGCUCAGAUAGUCCCAUACCCUACUCUAGAAGACCUAACAAGAGCUCUUGACCUUGGACACAUUAAGGGUUUGCUACUGGAUGGAUACGUAGCCAACAUGGUCAUACCAGUCCAGGAAUAUGAAGUCAAUAGAAUCCUUGAUAAGACUCUUACGUACGGCGUGGUGCUGGCUGGAGAGGCUGUUACUUUAAAACAGCCAAUCAAGGACUACAUGGUUCAACAUCAGGCAAAGAUUACCCGUAUAAUCGAGACAUCAGUCAAGCCUCUAACUAAUGACUCCAUCUCAAAAACCAACAACAACAAUGAACCAGAUAUUUUUGCCGUUGAUGAGAAAUUUCUCAGAAAAACAAUGAUAUAUUUUGGCCCAAGUCUAAUCGUGAUGGUCGCUUGUGGCUUAGUAUACAAUAUCUAUUACAAGAAAGAACUAUACAAAGGCAUUCAAGAUAUUGCUAAUGCAGACAUGCUGAACUUUGAGAAAAAGAAAAACGCAUUACGUCUUAUGGUAGAGGAUUUCUACCAAGGAACAAAGAAAACUGUACAAGAUCUGAAGGCAAAACAUGUAAAAGAACUAAAAACACUAUCAAUGGUGCGCAAAAAAUAUUAAAAGCAGCAAUAAAUGAGGUAGAAAUAGUAGGUAGUAGUAGAAGUAGUAAUAGCAGCAGUAAAAGCAAUAGUUGUUGUAGCAGCAGCAGUAGUAGCAGUAUCACCUAGAGUGAUGUUGCUUGGCCUGCUUUGAAUUAUCACUAAUUCAAUAUGCAACUUUGUUUGUUGGGCUCCCGGGGUUGGGCCUUGUAAAAUUCCUCUAUGUAGCGUUAGGGUAAUAUAGUAGUAGCAGCAGUAUCACCUAGAUUGAUGUUGCUUGGCCUACUUUGAAUAUCACUAAUUUAAUAUGCAACUUUGUUUGUUGGGCCCCCGGGGUUGGGCCUUGUAAGAUUUCUCUAUGUAGCGUUAGGGUAAUAUAGUAGUAGUAGCAGUACCAAAAACGUAUUUGAAAAACGAUUGCGACCGUUUCAUCAGUUAUUCUUAGCACCCAUUCAGUUUUAUAGAACCAAUUUAAGUGAUGCUUAAAGAAUGAGUGGCCGUGUUAUAUGUGUGUGCAAGCCAAAGGCUUACGAACAAGCCUAUGUGUGAUAAAGUAAUAAUUGACAAACUAUAAGUCAAUGAAAUUUAAAAUUUAAACUGGGCCUAGGUAUGUAACACUAUUUCUAAAAGUAAAGCAAAAGAA
This is a messenger RNA of Actinia tenebrosa (Australian red waratah sea anemone), 1529 nucleotides long. RefSeq lists its product as uncharacterized. Lineage: Eukaryota; Metazoa; Cnidaria; Anthozoa; Actiniaria; Actiniidae. The record is from RefSeq and is a predicted model, not a curated record.